AUGUCGUCUCCCACUUCUCAGUACAACAUUAGUAACAGGUCUCAGACAAAUACCAAAAAUAAGACUAAUAGUGAUUUGGCAACACAUGACUCUCAAAGAAUGUCUGACUCCUCAAUAUCGUCGUUACUUAAUCCAGACGCUGGGAAAACAAACAGCCGUCAAAACUACUACAAUUAUGAUGAAGUCAAAUCAGAAGAUAGUUAUUCUCAAAAUUGGCGUCGUUUUUCUGCGCCAAAUUUAUCUUCGGAAUCAAUGAACGACUUGACUAUAAUAAAUUAUUGUGGAAAUCCGGGCGAUAACCAGGAUAAUACUAGCAAGAAUCCUCAACAUAUUCCGAGCACGUUUUCGCAUUCGACACCUUCGUCACCUAAAAGUACAAAUAAUUUUUAUCAAUCAACGACAAAGAAAUCAGCUGCUGAUAGUGCUGCCGUAGUCCAGUCUUCGAUGAAAUCUACAUCACGAUCAAAUUAUCAAUUUCCAACGAAUGAUACCACCAAUAAUAAUGCUCAUCAUAUCCCUCCAAAAGUCAAACGCAAGAGAUUUACCCAAGAACAAUUAGUCGAUUUGAUCGCAAUGUUUGAGCAAACGGACACGCCGAACUAUGAAAUUCGCGAUAAAUUAGCAAAGAAACUUAAUAUGACUAAUCGUGAAGUUCAGGUUUGGUUUCAAAAUCGACGUGCAAAAGCCAAUCGUGCAAAGGCUAAUGAACCCAAUUCGUCCAAUCACCAUCACCACCGUUUCUUGCAUCAUCAUUCGGUUACACCAGCACAAGCUGCUAGCGGCCAUGCGUCAUCAGUGAGCAGCAUGCCAACACAAAGUAAUUAUACCUUCGUUCCAAUGUUCGCCGAUGGAAUUCCAUCAUCUGGUAGCCAUCAUUCAAAGGGAUAUAAUGGUCGGCGACAUUCAGCUUCUGCGUCAUCGAAGAAGACUUCGAAUAAUUCAUCACAGACAAGGCCUCGAGCCACAACUGUCUCACACGUACCAGCAACAGCAACAACCACAUCUUCAUCCCAUAAUGCUAAUUCAUUUGCUUCGUCGUCGUCGUCAUCUCAUAAUUUGCAACCUCAACAACAUUCAUCACAGAAGUUAACAGUUAAAAUUUUGCCUUAUAAUCCCGAUAAUAAUCAACAAAAUCAAUACCAUCUUCCCGUCUCGCAUCAAUUUAAUUCUCUAUCCUCUUCACCCACAACACCAAGCUCUCCAACCACACCACCAAAUACACCCCCUCCAAAACAAGUUCCAAUUUUACCACCCCCAAUCCUAUCUCAAUAUCCUCCUAGCAAUUAUAAUGCAUAUCUUCUUACUUCGAUAAAUGAUCUCAAUCAGAUGAAUAUUGGC
Ambispora leptoticha is the source of this 1338-nucleotide messenger RNA. NCBI's taxonomy places the organism in Eukaryota, Fungi, Glomeromycota, Glomeromycetes, Archaeosporales, Ambisporaceae. The record is from the annotation of a GenBank genome assembly.